Molecule: messenger RNA, 1756 nt
Organism: Oncorhynchus nerka (sockeye salmon)
Lineage: Eukaryota; Metazoa; Chordata; Actinopteri; Salmoniformes; Salmonidae
Product: synaptotagmin-13-like
Biological process (GO): calcium ion-regulated exocytosis of neurotransmitter; vesicle fusion; regulation of dopamine secretion
Cellular component (GO): synapse; plasma membrane; exocytic vesicle
Molecular function (GO): calcium ion binding; clathrin binding; calcium-dependent phospholipid binding
Source: RefSeq, a predicted model, not a curated record
GUAACAAUUGUGUACAAGCCACCUAGCUAAUAAAAUAGUGGGGCUAGCGGUCGUUAGUUACAUUUCAACCAUAGCGAUUCCCUAAUCGAGGCGCAACAGAGUUCAGCGGCGAAUGCCGGAAAUAAUAACUAAACGAACGACAAAAUGGUGGAGGCUACCAGAAUGAAGAGACAUUUUUCCGAAAAAACGUGACAGGAACAUUCUCCCUCUGUCUCUGGAUGAGGGAACUGCAGAUUGAAAGUCCUCCUCCAACCAACUGCUGGUACCCGAAUGAAUUGUAGCCUGUCUCCUGAAAAACCAUCCUAUUUUUGUGGGACAUUUGCUGCAGACUAACCAAUCAGCAUCUUUAUUUGUAAUGCUGCCUGAAGAGUAACUUGGACAUUUUUAGCUUCCUUUCUUCCUUUUUAUUUUUUCCUGUGUUGCCCUUCUUGACCAGCAUGAUUUUCACCACAGCUGCUGUCCUUGGUGCUACGCUGGGCACUGCGUCAGGCAUCCUCACUCUCUGUGGGCUCUCACUGAUCUGCAGGUCCUGUAAGAAAGGCAAGUUGGAAAGUGGUGAAGAUGCAGACCCAGAGAAGGCUAAACCCAGUGUUCUGCACUCCUCAGAGAAGUUCAGUGUGGAAAAAUCCACAGAGCCCAUCCAACCAAGGACAUUGUUGAAAUUUCCUAAAAUAUACAAGCCCAAACCAUCUGUGACCUCAUCUGAGGUCAUCAGCUACCCUGAUCAUGCCUCAGAGAAGGGGGGCGAGCCCUCUCCCGAGAGACCCUCGACUGAGCCUGAUGCUGGUAACCAAGCAACUGACAGCUCUGACACAUUCACGAUCCUCAGACAAGACUCAAAGGACAAAACCCCCUGUGCAAGGGCUCUAACCAAUGGGAUGACAACAAGCAGCUCCAUCCUCCACCCUAAGCUGCAUUUCUCUCUCACCUAUUAUACAGACCAGAACGAGCUACACAUCACCGUGAUAGAAGCGGAGCAUUUGAGUGUGGGGUUGGGCUGUGAGGGCUAUGUGGCCGGAGUCCUGACCUUAGCAGCAGGACAGAGGGAGGCCCAGACUUCGUUGCGACGCCUGACCGGCCACACCCACUGGGAGGAAGGCCUGGUGUUCUCCCUACCAGGAGGGUAUGAGGUGGAGGGCGAAGUGGCUCUCUCCCUUCACAGUUGUGACCACUUCUCCCAGAACACCAACCUGGGCGUCAUGAGGUUCAAGCUGGUUGAUGUGGGCAUGAUGUCCAACGCAGACUGCUGGGUCGACCUACAACCACCAAAACAGGAUGUCCAGGCAGCUGGAGAGCUCCUGCUGUCUAUAAGUUACCUGCCUGCAGCCAACCGGCUGGGAGUAGUGGUGAUGAAGGCUCGAGGACUACAGUCAGACAAGCUGAAGAACUCCAUAGACCUGUCUGUGAAACUGGCCCUGAAGCACCAGACUACCAAGCUGAGGAGGAAGAAGAAGCAGACGCGACGGGUCAAGCACAAGAUGAACCCAGUGUGGAAUGAGAUGAUGAUGCUGGAGGUUCGCGAGCUGCUGUCUAAAUCCAGUCUGGACUUGGAGGUGUUGAACCAGGCAGGUCCUGGUGAGCAGGAGUCCCUGGGCCGCUGUCAGCUGGGUUUACAGGCCUCUAACACUGGCCUCCAACACUGGCAGCAAAUGCUAGACAACCCCCGUAAGCAGAUUGCCAUGUGGCACCCACUGUAUGACUAAGAUAACCACCUGUCCGCUUUGCCCUUCCAAAUACCCAAAUGGGGGGGGGGGGG